This is a messenger RNA of Protopolystoma xenopodis, 510 nucleotides long. NCBI's taxonomy places the organism in Eukaryota, Metazoa, Platyhelminthes, Monogenea, Polystomatidea, Polystomatidae. The record is from the annotation of a GenBank genome assembly.
AUGCGAAUUCAGCAUGUAUACGAGGUGUGUGUUCUAGCACGCCACUUGUCUGCACAGAUAAACGCCAUUUCGCUUCAACCAUCGUAUGGAAAGAAUUGGUGGCGAGGCUCUAAAUCUCAGGAUCCAGAUCAACAACCACGUGGGCAGAGUAAUCCAGACGAUCACAGACAGCAACCGCAAACAUUAGUUGCUCGAGCUCCUUCUGUUGCUACAUCUUCCUCCUCUGCCACUAGCUACUCUACUUGGUCUUCCCAGAACAUUCGUCAGGAGAAUGCCAGAAAUUCUCGACAGACUACCUCCAAAACAGCAGGUUUGGGAGUUGGAGCGCUUCACGAACUGGCAGACAAUAUUUGUCAAUUACUGAACUCACCAAGAGAUUUGGGUAACCAAGUGCGCUUGGCAACCCAAAGGACGAGGACCAGUGAUUUUGAAGCUGAGUGGACAGUUGCAGGGCUAGCACAAGAAUGCGUUUUCCAGCCAGUACAGGCUGUACCCUACCUUGAAGGUUAG